AUGGCAGAUGCCAAGCUGGAUGCGAAAACCGUGCAGGUGCUGCGAGACGCGGCUAACCGCCUGCGGGUCCAUUCUAUCAGGGCCACGUGUGCCUCCAGCUCCGGCCACCCCACGUCGUGCUGCAGCGCCGCAGAGAUCGUGGCCGUCCUCUUCUUCCACGCGAUGAGGUAUAAACAAACCGACCCACAACACCCCGACAACGACCGAUUUGUGCUCUCCAAGGGCCACGCUGCCCCAGUGCUCUAUGCUGCCUGGGCAGAGGUGGGUGACAUCAGUGAGUCCGACUUGCUGAGCUUGAGAACAAUUCACUGCGACUUGGCAGGACAUCCCACCCCUCGGCUGCAGUUUGUUGACGUGGCAACAGGAUCCCUUGGGCAGGGAUUAGGUCCAGCGUGUGGAAUGGCUUAUACCGGCAAGUACUUCGACAAGGCCAGCUACCGCGUGUUCUGCCUUGUGGGCGACGGCGAGGCCUCAGAAGGCUCUGUCAGGGAAGCUUUGGCCUUUGCGUCCCACUACAAAUUGGACAAUCUCGUGGCAGUCUUCGACGUGAACCGCUUGGGACAGAGUGGUACCGCGCCCCUUGAGCACUGCACAGGCAUCUAUCAGAAUCGCUGUGAAGCCUUUUGUUGGAACACUUACUUUGUGGAUGGCCAUGAUGUGGAAGCAUUGUGCCAAGCCUUUUGGCAGGCAACACAAGUGAAGAACAAGCCUACUGCUAUUGUUGCCAAGACCUUCAAGGGUCGAGGUAUUCCAAAUAUCGAGGAUGCAGAAAAUUGGCAUGGAAAGCCACUGCCGAAAGAAAGAGCAGAUGCAAUUAUCAAAUUAAUUGAAAGUCAGAUACAGACCAAUGGGAAUCCCAUUUCAAAACCCCCUGUGGAGGACUCACCUCAAAUUAGCAUCACCAAUAUAAAAAUGACCUGUCCACCUGCUUACAAAGUUGGCGACAAGAUAGCUACUCGGAAAGCAUGUGGUUUGGCUCUGGCUAAACUGGGUGGUGAAAAUGAAAGAGUUAUUGUUCUGGAUAGUGAUACAAAGAACUCCACGUUUUCUGAGAUAUUCAAAAAAGAACACCCUGAGCGUUUCAUAGAAUGUUUCAUUGCUGAGCAAAACACGGUAAGCGUGGCAGUGGGCUGUGCCACACAUGGUCAAACCAUUGUUUUUGCUAGUACUUUCACUGCCUUUUUCACCCGAGCAUUUGAUCAGAUCCAAAUGGGAGCCAUCUCUCAAACCCAUAUCAACCUUAUUGGUUCCCACUGUGGAGUAUCAGUUGGUGAAGAUGGACCCUCCCAGAUGGCCCAAGAGGAUCUAGCCAUGUUCCGAACCAUUCCCAAUUGCACUAUUUUCUAUCCAAGUGAUGCCCUUUCGACAGAGCAUGCUGUUUAUCUAGCUGCCAAUACCAAAGGAAUGUGUUUCAUUCGGACCAGCUGACCAGAAACUGAAGUUAUUUAUACCCCACAAGAAAAUUUUGAGAUUGGACAGGCCAAAGUAGUCCGCCACAGUGACAAUGACAAGGUCACAGUUGUUGGAGCUGGAGUUACUCUACACGAAGCCUUAGCAGCUGCUGACAAUCUUUCUCAACAAGGUAUUUCUAUCCGUGUCAUUGACCCAUUUACUAUUAAACCGCUGGAUGUUGCCACUAUCAUCUCCAGUGCAAAAGCCACAGGCAGCCGAGUUAUCACAGUGGAGGACCACUACAGAAGAGAAGGUGGCAUUGGAGAAGCUGUAUGUGCAGCUGUCUCCAGGGAGCCCGACAUCCUUGUUCAUCAGCUGGCAGUGUCAGGAGUGCCUCGAAGUGGGAAGCCUAGUGAACUGCCGGAUAUGUUUGGAAUCAGUGCCAGACACAUCAUAGCGACUGUAAAAUAUACUUUAAUGAACUAAAAUAAGCUCAUUUCUUAAAAAGUCCAUCCUGUUGG
Molecule: messenger RNA, 1913 nt
Organism: Propithecus coquereli (Coquerel's sifaka)
Lineage: Eukaryota; Metazoa; Chordata; Mammalia; Primates; Indriidae
Gene: TKTL2
Product: transketolase-like 2
Molecular function (GO): transketolase activity; thiamine pyrophosphate binding
Source: RefSeq, a predicted model, not a curated record